Molecule: messenger RNA, 2132 nt
Organism: Lycium barbarum (goji berry)
Lineage: Eukaryota; Viridiplantae; Streptophyta; Magnoliopsida; Solanales; Solanaceae
Product: ribosomal lysine N-methyltransferase 3
Exons: 6
Coding region: 182-1789 (535 amino acids)
Biological process (GO): peptidyl-lysine monomethylation
Cellular component (GO): nucleus
Molecular function (GO): protein-lysine N-methyltransferase activity
Source: RefSeq, a predicted model, not a curated record
GUUAAGUGCAUAGUUAAGGGACUAUUUUGAACAAUUAAGCGUAAAUCCUUUUCUCCAUCUUACAACAUCUUCGCCUUGUCUUUUUCUAAACCUUUCAAAAUAAAAAAAAUAAAAACAAAAAAAAUCCGUCGUCUGCUUAAAACUGCAAGUCGUCACUCUAACACCUUCCGCCGCCGCCGCAAUGGUAACCAGUAGCAGGAAACUUCGAGCAUUCAAAAAAUGGAUGAAAACACAAGGUAUAGACUGCAGCAACGCACUAGACCUGGUAAUAACAACGAACUCGGCAUCGGUAUCUGUAAUCGCAUUGUGCGAUCUAAAUGAAGGUGAUUUAGUGGCGAGUAUACCCAAGGAGAGCUGCUUAACGGUAAAGACAUCAGGUGCAAGGGAAAUGAUUGAGCAAGCGGAGCUUGAAGGGAUAUUAGGUUUAGCUGUUGCUGUCAUGUAUGAGCGAAGUCUCGGUCCGCUAUCUCCUUGGUUUGGUUAUCUACAGUUGCUUCCUUAUUCUGAACCGAUUCCCUUGUUGUGGUCUGUGUCUGAAAUAGACUCUCUUCUCGUUGGAACUGAGCUUCACAAGAUAGUUAAAGAUGACAAGGCACUCAUCUACGAGGACUGGAAAGAGUGUAUUGAGCCUCUCUUCACUUCGGCUUCUUUACAGCUUAAAGCAGAACAUUUUGGUGUUAAGGAUUAUCUUGCUGCAAAAAGUCUAGUUGCCUCAAGGUCUUUCCAAGUAGAUGAUUACUAUGGAUGUGGUAUGGUUCCCUUGGCGGAUCUGUUUAAUCACAAGACUGGUGCUGAGGAUGUACACUUCACAUCUUCUUAUUCUGAAUCGGAUGAUGAUGCUGACAAUGAAAAAUAUGGAAAUGAUAACUCUGGACCAACCAAGAGAAGCUCUCAUUCAGGAGGUGAAGGCUUCAGUGGGAGUGACUUGGAGUCUUCUCAUUCUGAAUUGGAUGAUGAUGCUCACAACGACAAGCAUGAAAAUGACAACAAUGAAACAACCAUAGCUUAUUCAAGGGGUGAAUCUAUUAGCGGUAGUUACUCGGAGUCUUCUUCAGUUUCUGGGGAUGAUCUUACAGUUGUAGAAAUGAUCAUGGUGAAAAAGGUCAAAGCCGGGGCUGAGGUAUUCAAUACGUAUGGCUCUUUGGGUAAUGCUGCUCUGCUACACAGGUAUGGAUUUGGAGAGCCUGAUAACCAGUAUGACAUUGUGAACCUUGAUCUGGAGCUUGUACUUCAGUGGAGUUCAUCUCGGUUUUCACAUCGCUACAGUAGGAGGAGGUUAUCACUAUGGAGAGAAUUAGAUUGUUCUGGGUGCGUUAGCCAAAAUUCCGAAUAUUUUGAGAUUUCAUUUGAUGGGGAGCCACAAAUUGAGCUGUUGGUUUUGCUUUACAUAAUAUUAUUGCCAGAGGAAGUAUAUGCUGAACUCGAUCUUGCAGUAUCUAUCACCGAUGGUUUUGAAAAGUCUAAGGGCUUCAAAUUGUCGAAGAAAGAUAUUAUUUUAUUUGGAAAAGGUUUUGAGUCUAACAACAGUAUGUUGCUGACAGAUGGAGUUUGUGCAGCUCUGUUGGCACUAGCGGAUAUUCGGGGAAGUUUAUAUGGUUCAAACUGUGUAGAAGAUGAUAUCAAAACUUUGAAUUGUUGCUGUCUGGUGAAAGAACCUAAGAUAUAUUAUUCAUUGGUGUUGCGCAUCAGUGAGAGAAUGAUCCUUGAGAAGUUAAGGUGUUAUGCCACUGCUAGUGCUAAAAUGCGGACAAAAGGAGGUAAAACUAGAAGAAGAGCAAAGAUUCAAUGAUUUGUGUCAACUAUCCAAGGCGGCUAUCGCGAUUACUGCUAGAGUUGUUCCUCGAAUGAAAGGACUCCACUGUGGUUCAGAGAAGGAGAGCAAAGUCUGACGCAUCCCUGUUCUACCACCAGGUUAGCAUGCAGAGUAGCUGUAUUUGCUUUUGGAAUUGGCAUGAGCUGGUGAUGAAAUUCCAAUGACAAUAGCUGUUACUUUAUUAAUUUUUUCGAGUAUUCUGUUCACAUUCUCUCGUAUUUUGAGAAAUCUGUUAUUACCGAUAUUCAGAAUUUAUCCCAGUUGUUUUAGUUGGCACGGUUUGCUUGCUAAAUAGGUAGGUAUCUGGUGCUUUCUUAUU